Calypte anna (Anna's hummingbird) is the source of this 4966-nucleotide messenger RNA. It is a transcript of the gene DACT1, whose product is annotated as dishevelled binding antagonist of beta catenin 1. NCBI's taxonomy places the organism in Eukaryota, Metazoa, Chordata, Aves, Apodiformes, Trochilidae. Gene Ontology annotation, biological process: negative regulation of canonical Wnt signaling pathway; negative regulation of JNK cascade; regulation of Wnt signaling pathway, planar cell polarity pathway. Bases 3 to 2504 code for a protein of 833 amino acids. The record is from RefSeq and is a predicted model, not a curated record. Gene Ontology annotation, cellular component: cytoplasm. The transcript is spliced from 5 exons.
CCAUGAAGGCGAGCCCCGCGGCAGCCGCUCCGGCGGCUCCGGGACCGGCCGGGGGACCGCGGGAGCUCGAUGCGCGCUGGCGGGAGAAGGGAGAAGCGGAGGCGGAGAGGCAGCGCACCCGGGAGCGGCUGGAGGCUACGCUGGCCGGGCUGGGCGAGCUGGAGUAUCUGAGGCAGAGGCAAGAGCUGCUGGUGAAGAGCCUCUUGCUGCGGCGACCGACGGGAGCCCUGCCCGGAGCGCAGGGGGGGCGCGGGGAGCCGGCGGGAGAGGGGCCGCCACAUCGCAGCCUGGAGGAGAAGUUCCUGGAGGAGAACAUCCUGCUCCUGCGGAGGCAGCUGAACUGCUUGAGGAGGAGGGAUGCUGGCCUGUUAAAUCAGUUACAGGAGCUAGAUAAGCAAAUAAGUGAUCUCCGCCUGGACGUGGAGAAAACAACAGAUGAACACCUUGAGACAGACAGUCGUCCAAGUUCAGGGUUUUAUGAGCUGAGUGAUGGAGCUUCUGGAUCGCUCUCCAAUUCAUCUAACUCUGUCUUCAGUGAGUGUUUAUCCAGUUGCCAUUCUAGCACUUGCUUUUGCAGCCCUUUGGAGGCAACACUGAAUAUCUCAGAUGGACGCCCUAUAUCUGCAGAUCUCAUAGGCUGGAUGGACUGUAAUAAGGAAGGCCAGCGUGAGGACCAGACUUCAGGCUCUGUUUGUCGCUCUUUGUCCACACCGCACUCAAAUUCCCUCGAUGUCGUUGCAGAUGUGCAUCCAAAGUACCAGUGUGAUCUGGUGUCCAAAAACGGGAACGAUGUCUACCGGUACCCCAGCCCACUCCAUGCGGUCGCUGUGCAGAGUCCCAUGUUUCUUCUCCCCGUGACUGAAAACCCCCGUGGAGAAGAGGAGGGGCUCGGUGGCGACGUCGGCGACGUUUGCGCCGGCUCUGAAACAGACUCAGGGAAAUCCACCAAUGCCUUCCUCCCGCAAAGCUCCUGGCCUGCUCCGUGCCCUUCCAGCAGCAAGAGGAUAGAUGGGUACAUCUUAAGCCUGGUUCAGAAAAAGACUCACGCCGUAAGGACUAACAAACCCAGGACGAGCCUCAACACCGAUCCCACCAAAGGGAUCUUGAGGCAUGGCAGCAUGUGUGUCAGGCAGCCCACAGGGGUGGUGGCUCACGGUAAUGUGGUCAACCUGAAGAGCUCCAAGCAAGCGUCCUUGUCUUCUGGUGGGACCGCUAUGGCUCUGGACCACACGGCACCUUCCCCAUUAAAGCAGAGGCCCAAGGAACCAGCUGGUGAGCAGCUGGAGAGCAGGAAGGCUCCUUUGCCAGCAGCUUUCCCACCUGGCACUGCCAGCGAACUUCAGAGCAAGCCCCUGCCGCGGGGUGUCAAACCAUCACCUCCAGAGCUCAACCGCAACCCAACGACAACGGCGGUGGCGGUGGUGGGGGAUGUCCCCAAGGAGAACAGCCAGCUCUUUGCUGCCUCUCCCAAGGAGAGUCCGGGGAAGGCCGUGGUGCUGCAGCCAGAGAACAGGGUCAGCCAGCCUUCCAAAAAAGUUCUUCUGAAGAGCAGCUUGCAGGUGGCUCGCUCCUCAUCGCCUGCCAUCGAGGAGAGGCCGGCGCUGGAUUUCAAAAGCGAGGGCUCUUCCUCCCAGAGCCUGGAUGAUGGCUUGCUGGUGAAUGCCCAGUACAUACCAGCCCAGCAACAAAGCGUGAAAUUUCACAAAGGCACCCGAAACGUGAAGAUUUUGAAAAGCUCGGCGCUAAAACACAGGCCCCACCUCUCCAGUGGGCUGGAAAACAGUUCCCAGGCCUUGCGGGAGAAAAGCAAAGCGGCCGGCAAGAAGUGCCGCUUUCCCGAGGAGUUGGAUACAAAUAAGAAACUGAAAAAACCUUCCUCCUCCAGGGGGAAGAGAGGCAGCGGCUCGCAGCCGGAGUCGGGGCCGCAGAGUCGUCAGGCCGGCCUGCACAAAUCCGCCAUCCGAUCCCACGGGCACGGCCGGGAGGUGGUGGUGGCCAAGCCCAAGCACAAGCGAGCCGACUACCGCCGGUGGAAGUCAUCGGCGGAGAUUUCCUACGAGGAGGCUCUCCGGAGAGCCAGGAGGAACCGUCGGGAGGGCGUGGGGGUCUACUCGCAAGUCCCCCUGCCCUACGUCAGCCCCUACGCCUACGUGGCCAGCGACUCGGAGUACUCGGCGGAGUGCGAGUCCUUGUUCCACUCCACGGUGGUGGACACGAGCGAGGACGAGCAGAGCAACUACACGACGAACUGCUUUGGAGACAGCGAGUCGAGCCUGAGCGAGGUGGAGUUCGUAGGGGAGAGCACGACCACCAGCGACUCUGACGAGAGCGGGGGCCUUAUUUGGUCUCAGUUUGUCCAGACGCUCCCCAUCCAAACGGUGACGGCGCCGGAGCUGCAUGAAAAUGCGGCCAAGGCCUUUGUCAAAAUCAAAGCCUCCCACAACCUCAAGAAGAAAAUCCUCCGCUUUCGGUCGGGCUCCCUGAAGCUCAUGACGACGGUCUAGUGAGGUGACUUUGUGGAAUGUAUCUGCUUUUGGAAGCAAGGAAUCUGCAGGGUGCAGACUCUGAGGUGCUGUCAUCUGAAAGGGGUGAUGUUCUUCCUGGCCUUUCUGCCUUCCAGCAGUCUUGGGGUUUGUCUUCUGCUCCCUGACCCUUGCCACCAGCUCUAGGUCAGGAGAUCCUGAAGGAAGCUGUGCCUGGUGUUUGUGGGGUCAGAGAGAGAGGCUCUAGCAUUGUGCCUGGAUGUCCAUUGUGCCCCCAUUGAGGAUAUCACCCUUACUGCAAGAAAUUCAGUGUGAUGCAAGGACUCAGACAUCUUCUGGGUCAGAAGGAAGGUGGCAAGGGGAAGCCUCUGAAAUGGAGAGGUUUGAUCCUGAUUUAUCUGUAUUUCCAGAAGAAGCUGAGAGAGGAAGUGGGAGAGGAGACUGGAGAGGACUGGGCUAACCAGGGGUAUCUGGGGGGUGGGGUCUUGGCCCACUUCUCAUUCUUUUCAGAUGAUUUAGGCCACUCAGCACUGCCAGUUGCUGAGGUUCUUUAACCAAGUCCUCCAAGAGCCUUACUGGGACAAGCUCCUGUCCCUCAGGUCUAGUUUUGCCUUUCCAUAACAGAACCUCUGCUUGCAGAGAGCCUGUAGGUCCCAGCUCCUUGCAGCGUCCUCUGUCCUGCACCUUCGGAAGGAAUCUGCCCAUCCCUUACAAGUUUUGUAGUUUUCUUCUGUCAUCUGGGAUAAGGACUGACAACAGAUUCCUGUGCCUUCACUAAUCCUAAAUCUGCCUGCUUUUUGGCUCAGGGAAGACCAGGCACUCCUUAGGUGGCAGCCCACAAAGCCAUCCCUGAGGGACCUCCAUCCCUGUCUGCCUUGGAAUCUGUGGUCACCCAUCAUGGAGGGCAUGGCUCCCCCUCAGAAUCUGACUUUUCUCACAUGUCUCAAAGACAUGAACAUUUUUGGGAAGCAGAAAGAACUACAGACAUUUUUUUAAUAGCCAACUUCAGUAUCUAAUACAUACCUUUGCAGUAAUGCAUACAACUGAGCUGCUACUACAAAAACCUGAACCAUUCUCAGUUCUUUGUGUAUGGUGCAGGGAGGGCACUAGGGACUGCAAACCAAUGGAGACAACUCAUAAAUCCUAGGUCUAUCUUGCAAACUUGCUUUUUUCCCUGAUUUCCUCUGAACCUCCAAGGGAUUGUGUUGAGGUUCCUGGCAUGGCAUGUUUUCUUUCUCUGACUAAACAUUGUAGAUGGAGCACUAUGGUGAGAAACAAAUGCUCUGGGGUUUGAAAAAAAAUCCCACAAUGCUGGAACAAGGGGAGAGAUAGGGAAACAAGUGAGAGAUCCGUUUGAAAGGGAUAACAGAAAGUGCUUUUUUACACAGCAAGUAAUUUGCUGCCACAGGAAAUAGUGGGGCAGAUGUAGUAUCAGCAAGUCCAAAGAGGUUAGAGAAGGUAGAGAAGGAUGUGUGCUCUGCCAUCCCCAUGGCUGGGGAUCCUAGAAGAAGUGUGAGGGGAAUGGACUGCAAAUAGUAACCAGGCUGGCAUGGUCUCCCCAGAGAUUGUCUGUCCCUGCCACUUUUGAAGCAGGAGGAGAAGCACCAUUGCUCUGACCUAGAUCAUUUCCUUGUGAUCUCAGUGUAGCUGGUGGGAGUUGUCUAUGCAAUUGAUUUUUCUCACUCUUUACUAUAGUUCUCUGUCCUCCCAAGUGCUGCUGUAGAUGAGUUUUGCAUUGCUUUGCAAAAAGAGGUUGAGUUUGCACACUUGGCCGAUGGCAGCAGGCAUUUCUUCAAACUAUGGACACUUCUUUCUGGUCACUCUUGUCCCAUGACAGAAUAAUACCAUCCACCUUUUCACAGGGGCAGUCAGUCUGUGCUGAAGUCCUCUGCUAUUCUGAGCAUCAUCCCCCUGAGAUGUAACCAGUGCUGUGGACACAGUCCCUGUGCUGCCCACCACUACCACAACAUCCCUACAACUGCAGGAAAAGUUGGUGACCUCCAAACCACAUUAACCAUCCUCAUGUCCAAGUGCCAGGCAUCUCCUGCACCCUCCCUUCAGACUUUGCUUCUCCUUGGGGAGUUCUUUCUCUCCCUUUAAGUGUGUCUACAUUUGUUUGGAGCAUCAGAGCAAUCUGGAGUGAAUCCCUUGCUCAUCUCCACUGCAAGCUGGUUUGGACAGCAGAGUAGUUGUGGUGCAAGCUAGCUGGAUGCCAUCCCAGAUGGUCCACACCAGGAACACAGGAGAUGUGCUUCUACCUGGACAUCAAUCUGGGGUCUGAUCCAGUGGGAGCUCCCUAGAAUAGCUUCUAGUUCAAAAUUCUGGACAAGUUGUGUCCAAAUGACAUCAGGGAUCAGACUAAAUCUAGGCUGAAGUAAAUGCUGACCUGCAUAUGUUGUGCUUGUGGGGACCUCAGUUUGGAUCUGCUCCUUUUAUGCUUAAUGACUUGUUAAUGUAACAGAGCCUCAAUUAAUGGCCUUUUU